Molecule: messenger RNA, 579 nt
Organism: Stylophora pistillata
Lineage: Eukaryota; Metazoa; Cnidaria; Anthozoa; Scleractinia; Pocilloporidae
Source: RefSeq, a predicted model, not a curated record
AUGGCGGCAAGUCUACAAUUUCUUCUUGCCACAUGGCUAAUUGUUGUCACUUUAGCCGCACACUUAAUUCUCCUGGCAAACCAUGUAUCACCGAAUCUCGUGCCAGCUUUUGCCUCCCCUUACAGUACGAAAGGCUUAAGAAUUUAUCAUCUAAAUAUGCACAGUUUACGAAUCAAACUGGAUGAAUUACGCCUAUUUUUUAAUGAGCAUGAGCCCUACGUUCUUUCUUUAAACGAAACAUGGCUUGAUUGUUUUGGAGGGGACUUGGCGGUUUACAAUGCCCACCAUCUACAGUUCAGCCUCAUAGAUAGUGAAACUAGUUCAAAUAUUGAAGCGCUUUGACUUGAACUUACGCCUACUAAAAACAAGAAAAUGUUGUUCGGCAGCUUAUACAGGCCACAAAGUUCGGAUGCUUCUGUUUUCUCUGGUGAAAUUGAAUCGAUGUUAACGAACUAUUCAAAGGAUCACCGCGCCAUUUUUGGAAUUAGAACGCUUCACAAAAUAAAACUCGCUCCACCAAAGACAGUUAAGGUGAGAAACCAUAUACAUUAUGACUUGAAAUUUUCAGAGCAGACUUGA